AUGGCUCCGGUGAGAUGCGCCCCUCGCCGCUUCCUCGCUUACUACAUGGGCUCCCUUCCUCCGCCAUUCCGCUUGCGUACUACGCGCGUUCUCGCUCGCGCGCGUCCUGUCCGCGCCUUCCAUCCCGCCAAUCAAAGGAAAAGCCCCCCCGCCUCGCCUCAGAGGGCGCAGCAGGAGCGGCGCUACCGUCCCCCUCAUCCCCCCUCACUUUCCCCCUUUCCCCUUUUUCUCACCUUCCCCCACCUCGUCACCCCAUCUUUCCAAUUAGCUGCCCAUGCUAAGCUUGAUCUCUUUCCCCCAUCCCCCCAUCCCUUCCCCCCUUCAACAAUGCCACACGCCACCCCUCCCGGCCCCCUUCCUGAACCUAGUGGGAGCCCCAUCUCCCCCAAGUGGUUGCCCAUGUAUCGGUGGCUUGCCUCCCUCCCCCCAACCACACCCACCCUUGCGGCAUGGGUGGUGCGGCAGUGGGUGCAGCAGGAGUGGGGGGAUGGGGUGGAAUUGCGGGUGCCCCCUUUCCCCUCCCCUCCUUCCUCACACAUUUCAUUUUUCACCCCCAACCCUCCCCUCCCUCCCGCUACACUCUCCCUUUACCCCCCCUUCCCGCCUUGCAACCCCCAGCCCAUCUCCCCCAAGUGGCUGCCCAUGUAUCGGUGGCUUGCCUCCCUCCCCCCAAGCACACCCACCCUUGCCGCGUGGGAGGUGCGGCAGUGGGUGCAGCAGGAGUGGGCGCGACUACCCCUAGAGCUCAGACGCACUCCCAUGCAGCGCAUAGUGCAGUACACUGUUACCGCUUUCCACCGCAUUAAACACCAGGGGGGGCUGGGGGUUGUGGCUGAGGGGAUGAUUCAGGGAGGGGGAUUGAUGGGGGAAGAGGAGGGGGAGGAGGGUGUGGUUAGAGAGAGUGGGGAUGGGAGGGGGAGGGAGGCAGGGAGGGGGAGAGAUGGAGGGAGGAGAGAUGGAGGGAGUGGGGGAGACAGAGGGAUGGGGAGAGGGGCAGAGAGGAGACGAGGGGCAGGGGUUGGAGCAGAGCGUUCUGACUAUAAUGAGUGUCGGAGCAGUGGGGAGAGAGGAGAUGCGGAGGAGGGGAACGAGGAUGGGGAAGGAGAGGAGGUGGGAGAAGAGCGGAGGGGAGGAGAGGAGCGGAGGGGAGGAGAGGGAUACGCUGGGAGGCGCAGGCGGUGGGGAGGAAGAAUGGCGACAUACACAGAGCAUCCCAUGAAAAAGCGGAGGGCAGUGGAAGCAGCGAUGGGAGGGGAGGCAGCAGAGGCGCAGGAGGUGGGGCGCAUGGUGCGGCAGCAGCACUGCGCUCUCGUGAACCACUUCAACAGCCAAUGUUUUUUCAAACCUCCACCCAUGCCAUCUCUCGUCUCUCAAACCUCCACCCAUGCCAUCUCUCGACCCCUCCUUCCUCCCUCCCCUACGCGCCCUUACCUCCCACCAAGCUGCAUGGCACACUGCAGUGGCGUGUGGCUACAGGGUGGCAGUGGGGCGGGCUGGGUGAUGGGCCUGAGAGAUGGAGCACAGUGA
Messenger RNA from Closterium sp. Naga37s-1, 1527 nucleotides. NCBI's taxonomy places the organism in Eukaryota, Viridiplantae, Streptophyta, Zygnematophyceae, Desmidiales, Closteriaceae. The record is from the annotation of a GenBank genome assembly.